UCUUCUUUUCUCUCUAGAUUUCCUUUAGUACUUUUCUGCAUAAUUAUCAGGUUAGGGUUUGUACCCUGACAUUAUGGUAUCAGAGAUCAUUGAUGGUCAAACAGAAAGGUGGUGGAGGGUCGUCACACACUGCCGACGAGCUAAGUCAUGUGGAAUUUGAGCUUCAAAUUCACAGAGAUGAAAUUAAAGCUUAGAUCGAUAUACUGCGAGACUCUUUCACAACUAUGCGUGCUGAAAUGAUGGAGGAGAUGCGUACAAUGCUUUUGGAAGCAAGCAAGAUUCAGGCAUCACAACCAUCACCGCACAUCAACUUUGGCUCACUACCUCGGUCUACAGGUAUUCCUACUACUGGCACCCCUAUUAGUACUACCAAGGUAGAGUCUGCACAUUCAACCAUGGCAACUAUGGCCUCAGCUCAAAUGAUUGUAAAGGGUAACUAUUCUAAACCUCAACAUCAACAGGGUUCUUCUUAAUUUAUCAACUAAUGAUGUGGUCUUAGGGUUUACUAGUGAAGUUUACUCUGAAAUGAUGCAAGUUUCUGGUGUUGAGCAAAUUACUACGUACUGCUAUGCCUGUUAGAUCUGCUUCUUUGGAUGGUUUGAAAAAUACACAGUUUGACACUAGCACAGCUCGUAAUACAUCAAAUGAAUGGCAAAAAUAGUUUGUCCAACAUACUAAUUUUGGGACUCAACCAUUCAAUUACCUUGCUGGUCCUUUUGCUGCUCCACCCUAUGGUGAUGGCCAACAUUUGUAUGGUUUUGCACCCACUUCUCGCUCGAGUGAUACUGAACCUUUCACUAUGAGUUACUCUGGCCCAUAUACAAAUACCCCCUUCAGUUUUACAUCACAGCUGCAACCUACUUUACCUUUUGCAGUCUCUGCUUACAUUAACUCUCAGGUCACAACACAAAUGGAAUUUGCCUUUCCAGUGCAUACCAAUUCCUUCAACCACCAUCCUUACAUGCAUGCUCCUAUGCCUACUAAGCAUGUGUUGCAAAAAAAAAAAAAAUUACCAACCUAAUACACCACCUCGGUAUUUCUAUGCUAACAUUCCCCCACCAUAUCAGUAUCCCACAAACCCAAAUUUAUCCACUAUGAGCCAGAUGAGGCUUGAGUUUAGUGGGGGCGACCCUGUGGAAUGGUUGAAUAAAGCAGAAUAGUUUAUCAAAUACUUGAAGAUAAAAAGCUGGCCAUUGCUACUAUGCACCUGAGUGACAAAGCCUUAGACAUAUGGUAUAUGUUCAAGCAUGAAUUUCCUCCUACAUUAUUAGGCUUAACUGAUCUGCUACUGAGGGAAAUAGUGGUUAUAAUGUGGUGGACUAUCAAGUUGCUUUGGCCAGAAUGAGCCGAACUAGGAAUGUAGAAUAGUAUAAAGAGCAAUUCACCGGCCAUAUUAUCAAGGAAGGCUCCAGGGUUCUCUCAACAAGUACUGCUCUCCUGCUUCCUAGGUGGUUUGAAGAGUGAAAUCAUAGUUGAUAUUUAGGCUCAAAAGCAAAAAACUCUCUAUGAAGCAUGUGAGUUAGCUAAUAUUUAUGAGGAAAGGGAAAGAAGAUGCAGAAACCAAAACAAAGCUUUGACAGUGGAAAGAAACCAAUAUGUGAGUAACACACUUGUUGUUGGCAAAGUAAAUCCUGCAGUUACUGCUGCAAACCAAGCAAUUAGAACUCAGCAGUUCAACACCAAAAUACCAUCAACACAGCCACCUAAUAACUCUUUGGGCAACAAAAAGCUCACUAAAGCUAGGUAUCAAGAAGGCCGAAAAUGAGGGCAAAAAAGACUUUUUUACUUCAUCAAACUCAAAAUAAAUAAAGUUAAAAUGGUAAAUAAAGACUGAAUAAAUUAUUAUAUUGAAAAUAAAAUUUGAAUAACAAAAUUGUAGGUGACAAUGCAACAUAAUAAAUAAAUAAAUAAAUAAAUAAACUGAGAAAAAAAGAAGAAGAGAAAAAGCAACAUAAUGCAAUCAAAAACCUUAAAUUAGCAUUGGGCAUGCUAAAUGGACUUUUAAACUACAAGAUCACAGGCUUUUAGCCUUUUACACAUCCGAAAAAAACACCCAUGGGUCUCCCAACGCCGUCGUUUCGUCUUACCGCCACCCCUUAUUCCUCUUCCCUCCCUGAAACGGUAACCUCAUUCUCUCUCUCUCUCUAUGGACUCCUACACUCCCCUACUGGAGAAAACCCGGGUUCCCCAACCUUCCCUCCAAAAAUACGCCGUGAUUUCAAUCUUCUCGAAGCUCCGAUCCGCCCCGAACUACCUAGACUCCGACUCCGAACCCGGAAGAGACGCCAUUUCCCAGUGCCUCCACUCCACUUCCCCCGCCGUCGUCGAUCAAUCGGUUCGCGAGCUCUGCGGCAUCGUCGCUGACGACGGCUCCAAAAUAGAUGUCCACCGCGGCUUGCUGGAGCUCCAGUCCGCGCUCGAAGGAUCCGAUUCGAAGUUCGUCGACCUGUUUGUGAAAGGUUUGGGGUUUUUGGUCCGGUUAGGGUUUCAGAAGAGCAAUGGCAAGUGGUCUUUCAGCAACACAGAGUCUCACCCCUUGAUUAAGGUUCUUUCGUGCCGGAGCGAUGUGGAGGCUGAACUUGUGCAGCAAGUUUUACUGUUUAUGGCACAGAAUAGGCGGUUGGGAAUGGUGGAAGUAUGUGAAUUCUUGAGACCGUUUAUAAACUAUUCGAUUUUGAGAAUACCGUUUUCGGACAAGUCAUUUUUGUUUGCGAGGCGCUUAGUAUCAUCAAUGGCGUCUCUUUGUUGCUCAAUUCCUCUUGAUGCAAUGCCUGUGCUUAAGUCGUUGACAGAAUGUCUUCAGUACGUUCCGCACAAGAGUUCAGAGGAUUUCCGGAAUUUCAUAUAUUUAGCAGAAUGUAUGGUGGAUGCAUAUACAGUGGUUUUGAGGCAUUUAGCUGGAACUAGAUUGCUGAUUGCUGAGGCUCAACUCUGUGGUUUGGAACUGUUUGAGAAAAUUAUAUCGAUUUGCACAACUGGUCAUAAGCACUCCGGUUCAAUUGAGCCUCUAGUUGAACUGUCCAAGAACUUAUUGUUGUCCCAGAAAGAUAAUGGGUUACCUUAUGCACCGAAGUUAUCAUCAGCUAUGCUUUCGUUAUUUAUUAUCCUUGUCCAAUCAGAGCUUGAGCAUGAACAACUUUCCACAUUGAAACUUCUGCACCUUCUCUUGAAGUGGAAGUAUGGAAACGAAAAUGGUGUAGACAGAACUGGAGGUGCUAUGAGCGAGGAGCUUUUGUUCAUAUUUCCUGUCGUUGGUCUACUGUCAUCUCCUUCUAAACAUGUCAAAGGAGCGGCAACAGAUCUGCUUGUCAUGCUAGAAAGACUUUUAGUAAGAGUUUUGGUAGCACCAAAGGAUAAACCAGCAAAAGAAGCAGGGCAUCCCUCUCUAAGCACACUUGGAUCUAUUGUGUUUAGAAUCUUACAGCAUCUCUGGUUUCAGGAUUCUUCUUCAUUGUCCAGUUUGUUUUUAAAUUUUUCUUCUAUCAGUAAAACUAAUGGCGAGGAGAUUUAUGAUGUACCAAGAUCGUGGGCUUCUCAUUUACAAGAGUAUACUCUAUCGAUUGUUGACAAACGAAAGUCCUCCCUACCUCUCUCGCAGACUCAAGAAAUAUACAUAACUGAGGUGCCCUCGUUACUCUCUGCCAUUGCUGGUCUUUUAGUGAUGAAUAAGGUACAGGGAGGCACUGCUCUAGAUUCUUUGGCUGCUAUUGCCACGAUGGAUCCUAAACUGGGAGCUCAAAUGUUGCUGGCUAUCCUAUUUUACAAUAACAUAUUCACUAGAAAAGAUAUAAGUCGCUUUACCAUGUUGCCAAAACUUUUGACAAUGCUUCCAGCACUUGCCUCACAGUCUGUGAUGAUUCCUCUUGUAGUUCAGACUAUCUUACCAAUGCUUCAUAAGGAUGCGAAACCAACUUUACAUGCGACAGCCAUUCGCUUGCUUUAUCAGACCUGGGAGACCAAUGACCGUGCCUUCGGGAGUUUGCAGGGAGUGUUGGUUCCAAAAAGGUUCACUGACUUAAAGGCUGAAAGAAAUAUAUGCAUCAGUAUGGCUGCAUCAGUUCGGGAUGUUUGCAGAAAAAAUCCUGAUAGGGGAGUGGACCUCAUCUUAUCUGUCUCGGCUUGCAUUGAGAACAAUGAUCCGAUUAUUCAAGCUGUUGGUUUUCAAAGUCUUGCCCACCUUUGUGAAGCUGACGUAAUUGAUUUUUACACAGCCUGGGAUGUCAUCAGGAAGCAUGUUCUGAACUACACUGUAGACCCAAAUCUUGCUCAGAGCCUUUGCCUUCUUCUGAGGUGGGGUGCAAUGGACGCUGAAGCACAUUCUGAAGCCUCAAAAAACAUCUUGCAGAUCUUAUGGAGUGUUAGCAUCUCUACUCAUCCUGGUCUGGAGACACAGUGGGCAAAGGCAAGGGCCUCUUCCUUUAAGGCCUUGGCUCAAUUUGAGGUAUCACAUAUUGAACAAAAAAUUCAAGAUUUCAAGAAUAGGAACCUGGAGUUGCUUUCUUGUGAAGCAAACAUUACUGUACUGAAUGCCAUGGAAGAACUUCUGGUCAAGAUAAUAACAUAUGAGCACCUCACAAGGCGAAGAUUGGUUAAGGAGAAAAGAGUUGGAAGUAAGAUCGAGAAGCUGCUGGAUGUGUUUCCCCAGGUGAUCUUUUCUUCAGGGAAACGAAGUGAUGCAAGGGAGUUACCUGGUGCAGCCUUGCUGUGUCUUUCCUUUACUCCUAAAGAUGUGAACACCCAAGGGCUAUCAAGGGGAUUCCGAGAUAUACAUGGUGGAUAUGAGAAUGCUCUGGUGGAACUAGCUUCCUCCCUUCAGCUCUCAAGAAAUAUUUUUGUUGCCCUUAUUUCACUGGAAUCAUGGAAAUCCUUCAUGCGGCGUUGGCUGAGGGCUGAUAUCUUGUCCUUUGAUGCUAAAGUGUCAUCUAUCGUCUUGGAUAAAACCACUAAAGCUGCUAGUGACAUUCUAAAGAGUAUGAUAAAAAUAGCAGAAGGGGCUCUUCCUAGAUCUGCUGAAAACAUCGCACUAGCUGUUGGUGCCCUUUGUGCGGUCUUGCCUCCGUCUGCCCAUACUGUUAAAGCAGCUGCUUCAAAAUUUCUAUUGAAUUGGUUGGUCCAGCCUGAGCAUGAACACCGCAAAUGGUCUGCUGCAAUUUCUCUUGGAUUAAUCUCAAGUCGCCUACAUGUUACUGAUCAUAAGCAGAAGUUUGAGAAUAUCGCGAGACUUGUUGAGGUGAUGCGUAGUAGCAAAAGCACCCUUGUGAAAGGAGCCUGUGGGGUUGGCUUGGGGUUUUCUUGCCAAGAUCUUCUUACCAGGGCUGAUGCCGCUGAUUAUUCCAGCACGGAGAAAGACUCAGACAAGAUGUCAGAAAGGGACUUGCUUGGUGUCAUAGUUAAGGCGUUAUUACGUAUGAUAAGUGAUAUCACUCAAGUGGCUCCUGAUAUUUUGGAAAGUUUCUCUGCUUAUUUCCCACCUAGCAGAGAUGAUAUAGGUACAAAUAUAAUUUCUGAGUUGUCAAAUGAGAACUGUGAUAACUCUCUAGAAGAUAGCUGGGGUAUUGCUGGACUUGUUCUUGGUUUGGCUAGUUCUGUUGGUGCAAUGUACAGAGCUGGGGCGCAUGAUGCUAUUUUCAAGUUGAAAGAUGUAAUGGUGUCAUGGGUUCCACAUAUGAAUAGACUGGUUCAAGGUUCUGGUUCUUACUCUGGGGGUUCUGAGAUAGUUUUGUCAGUAGGAUCUUGUCUUGCAGUUCCCAUUUUAGCAGCAUUCUGCCAAAGAGUAGAAUUGAUGGAUGAGACUGAAGUAAACCAUUUAGUCAAUGGUUACAGGGAGCUCAUUUCUGACUUACUGUCUGUCAAAAAAUCUGGCACUUUCUAUCACAGCUUAUUGAUGGCAUCAUGCAUAGGGGCAGGCAGUCUUCUAGCCUGCAUACUGAAUGAAGGGGUGCAUGCUAUUGAAGUUGAGCGUGUAAAGGAUCUACUAGAAUUGUUCAAAAAAUGCUAUUCUAGUCCUUACCCUCCUUUAGUCCAUUUUGGAGGGAUGCUUGGAGUUGUUAACGCUAUGGGAGCAGGUGCUGGGAUCCUGCUUGACAGGCCUCCGCUAACCUCAGUGCAGGCACCUUUUGAACAGAAGGAAUCUGGCUAUGUCAUGGGUCCUCUACUCUCAAAUCCUGCUUGUGAGCGGCAUUUGACAUCGUUGAUGCAGGAUAUAUUUCUUGUUGCACAGAAAUCUGAUGAUCAUCAAUUGCAACAGUAUGCUUCAUGGGCGGCUUCAUUUCUUCGAAAUCAUUUGUUGUCCAAGGAUGUUGUCAAUGUUGACAGUAGUCUUAAUACUGAUUCAGGUGGUUCAAAAUCUGUUUCCCAAAGUUUUGCAGAUGACAGUUUAGUUAUGAAGCUUUCUUCAUGGCUAAUGCAUCUCAACUUUACUAGGACAGGUAAUGUCGCUCAUGUUGGCACAGUAAUAACUGUAGUAAGGUGUCUUUCACAAGCUCCUAGAUUGCCAAUGUUGGACUGGGGAUCAAUCAUUAGACGUGGCAUGAGAUAUGAGGCACAGGUUGUGGAGAUGUUACCAACAGAAUCAUCAUUCCAAAAAGGAAUUCUUAGGGAGGAGUGUCUAAAGUUCUCAUUAGCUCAUGCAAAUAAAUUUGACCAACUCCUAAGUUUCCUAGAUGAGCUAUCUGACUUGUCCAGAUUCAGUACACUAGAGUGGAAUCUGCAAUCUUGUGUUCUUAACCAUCUUGCGGACCUCAUAAAAGUAUUCUCCGGUUCCAGGCUUGAAAAACUAUUUGAUGAUCUCUGCAACUACUUUACUUCACGUCAAUCAUAUGACACUGAUGAGACAAGUUUGUUAAGGAUUUCAUGCUGGAAGGGUCUGCACAAGUGUUUAGACGAGGCUUCUCUUGAUUCUCUCAAGUACAUAUCCAACAUAGAAAAAUGCAUGGAGGUGCUGUUUUCCUUGUUACCUGCAGGGCAAUUGGCUGCUGUGGUAGGAGUAGGUCAGUUGAAUUCUAUAAAUGAGUGGUCUGAGGCAGUUAAAUGCUUAGGAAAGGCUCGGAAAAGUUGGUUGGCAGAUUUCCUACUGGUUUCACAGGAGGGCCUGCAACAAAGAGAUGGCCAGCGUCUAGGAGUUCUGAAAAAAAUUCAAGCCAAAUCUAAGCUAGUUAGAAUUGGUUCCAUCCCUUUGACUGAGCUGGGAAGACUAAAAGCUCUGAUAUUGAAUAUUGAAUCCGAUGGCAUAUGGGACGUGCUUAUAGAAGUUGUAGCAGCUUUGCAACAUGCAGAGGGAAGUAUCAAAAGACAGUGGCUCAUUGAUGCAGCUGAAAUUAGCUGUGUAUCAAGUUAUCCGUCCACGGCGUUGAAGUUUCUUGGAUUGCUUUCUGGUAGCUGGAGCAAAUAUAUGCCAUUUCUGAUUUUGGACCAACAAACUGUGUUGAGUGAUUUACCAGUCACCCUUUCUUCGCUUCUCUCAAACUCUAGUUGGGGAGGAGUCGUGGAAUCUGUCGUUUCCUCUCUUUUUGCAUCAUUGGAGCGCAUUUACAAUUGGACCACACACGAGGCACAGGUUAAGGAUAUGCCGCCCGGCACGCAAACUAUCGAUGAAAGCGAGAAUCCCAUGGCUGGUUUCCUAUUGCGCGUGAUGCAUUCUACCUGUGUAACCUUGAAGGAUUACUUGUCUCUUGAGAAGCAGCUUAAGCUUGCCAGUAUGGACAUAUAGUGUUUACUUCACCUUACCGACUGUAAAUAGUGUUACAUUUGUUGGAAGCUCUGAACCCAAACCUUUCCUGCUCGGCUGCUCUUCUAUUCUAUAUUGGAUGUAUUACUAGACAUGGGAGCUACUAACCCCAUGAUUUACUAAUCUUAGUUGGGAUAACCAACUAUGGACUGAUUGUCGAAUAUGUUUUAUGUUAGUCCUUAGUAGUAUAUAUUUCUGAUUUCCU
Molecule: messenger RNA, 7931 nt
Organism: Rosa rugosa (rugosa rose)
Lineage: Eukaryota; Viridiplantae; Streptophyta; Magnoliopsida; Rosales; Rosaceae
Product: protein RST1-like
Biological process (GO): regulation of post-transcriptional gene silencing
Source: RefSeq, a predicted model, not a curated record